AUGAUCCCCUUCCUAUCUUACAAAAUCCAGGGUAUGGACCCCAGUGCCCUUUACCACAUCUUUGUUGAAAUGGGACCCGUUGACCAAAACCACUGGCAAUAUCGAAGCAGUCAAUGGCUCCCAUACAAAGACGAAGAAGAAGAGGAUAACCUGCCAGGCAACCACUUCUAUCAACACCCUGACUCACCCAACACUGGAGCCCAUUGGAUGGACAGAGAGAUAUCCUUUAAAAAACUCAAGCUCACCCACAAGAAGAUAGCUUGCAAGAAUGGCAGCCAGGCCCCAAUGUUACUGAAAUCUCUCCACAAAUACCAGCCCAGGCUCCACAUUGAAGAAAUCAGUGAUGGAAAGCAGCACAUGCCUGCUUCCUCCUCCUCAACAUACACCUUCACUUUCCCAGACACAGAGUUUAUUGCUGUGACUGCCUAUCGAAACUCUGAGAUCAUACGUCUCAAAAAUCAAAACAAUCUCUUUGCUUUUGGACAAAGCUUGGAGAAUGUUCCUCCAGAUGGGGAAUGCAAUGGAUCCACCUCAUCUCCACCAGCUUUCUUAGUUUCCAACUAUCCUGUUCAGGUCCAAGAGAGCUCUGGCCAAGACAACAACUCUGAGAGUUCUACAAGCUUGCAGCUCACCCAGAACAACAGAGCCCUGGAGUGGAUAGACCCUGGUAGCUGUCAGGUCGUGCCUGGCUCUGAUGCCAGUCUCUCAGUGGGACCUGGAG
Gracilinanus agilis (Agile Gracile Mouse Opossum) is the source of this 721-nucleotide messenger RNA. RefSeq names its product T-box transcription factor TBX21-like. Gene Ontology annotation, biological process: positive regulation of DNA-templated transcription; lymphocyte migration; regulation of transcription by RNA polymerase II. Gene Ontology annotation, molecular function: DNA-binding transcription factor activity, RNA polymerase II-specific; RNA polymerase II cis-regulatory region sequence-specific DNA binding. Gene Ontology annotation, cellular component: nucleus. The transcript has a single exon. The record is from RefSeq and is a predicted model, not a curated record. Lineage: Eukaryota; Metazoa; Chordata; Mammalia; Didelphimorphia; Didelphidae. The annotation marks the transcript as partial.